Messenger RNA from Bursaphelenchus okinawaensis, 1646 nucleotides. The record is from the annotation of a GenBank genome assembly. Lineage: Eukaryota; Metazoa; Nematoda; Chromadorea; Rhabditida; Aphelenchoididae.
AUGAAGUGAGUUUUGUUGUUGUAAAGUACGGCGUGUUUAUAUCUAAAAUUUAUAUUUAGAACUUUUUAAGUGUCAUAUGUAGAUAUGUUGUAUUGUAGUGUGCUUGUUAAUGUAAACAUUGCAUGCUAUACUUUCUUGCAAAUGUUUUAUUUACCGAAAGAAUACAGUUUACUGUAACUUUUAUGGUUUGUUGUAAAUGUAAGAUAGUUACUGUUAACUUUGGUGUGCGCUUUACGCUGCGUAAUAGACAAAAGUUUAGGUCGUUCGUGCGGACUUUAGUAUGGUCCUUCUUUCCACUCUUGAUUUUGUAUACCGUAGCACCGCUUUUGGUAUAUAUAUUCCCACACUUUAUGCAGCAUCUUUUCUUUUUAAAUUUUGGUAAGUUUAUGUGACGAUACUGUAGCUUGAUUUUAAAAACUAUAAAUUUUGCCAGUUUUUGUGCUUUUGGCGAGUGUUCUAUACUUUUGAUUAUAAAUAGAAAAUAUUAAAAUUUAUACUGUAUUUUUAAUGGUUUUAUUAUUCUGAAAUUUGUGAGAAGGCUUUUUUAAACUGACAAUCAUCAACUAAUUAAACUUGUCAUUUUUUAGUUAAAUUCCCAUGGAGAGAGUAUCACAACCUGACUGAUCAUGGCGUCGACGCAAAGGGCCUCAACUUCUACAUUGAUGGUCCUCUUAUGGAUGGAUUUAGGCCUCGGCUAGGUUUAUGGCACAUUAUGCCCGAUGGUUUGACACCAAAUCAAGCGGUACUAACAAAGGAGAUUGCCGAACAGAUACUGAAGGACGACCACCGACCGGUCGUUAUCUAUCUUCAUGGCAACUCAUUCGAUCGCACGACACGACAUCGUAUCGAGUUGUACAAGAUACUGUCAAAGAUGGGAUACCACGUGUUUGCACUGGACUACCGAGGCUACGGAGACUCGACCGGUCGACCCACUGAAGCAGGAAUUGUCGCAGAUUCUCGAGCAGUCUUCGACUAUGUAAAGCGUCUGGUCCCAGAUAGGCCUCUAUUGGUAUGGGGCCAUUCUAUGGGAACAGGUGUGGCUACAAGUCUCGUGGCGCAGUUAUCUCAACAAGAUAACAAUCCCACUGCUCUGGUGCUAGAAUCUCCAUUCAACAACCUCAGGGAUGUGAUCAACAACCAUCCCUUCAGUGCUCCUUUCAGGUUCCUACCGUGGUUUGAUAUGCUGGUAAUUCAGCCAUUGAUAGAUUCUGGAUUGGUGAUGCAGUCCGAUCACAGGAUCAAGCAGAUCACUUGUCCGAUUCUCGUGUUUCACGCUGCUGAUGAUCACAUCAUCCCAAUCAAACUUGGCCGAAAGUUGGUCGAAGCGGCCAGAAACUCGGGGAGGGACGUCAAUUUUGUCGAGUUUGAUACCUCGAGGGCAUACUUUCAUAAGUACAUUCAUAGGGCGCCAGAAGUUCCUAAAAUAGUCACGUAAAUUUUUCCUUUAUGAUUGAGCUGUAAUAUAUAAGAAUUACAAUGAUGUUUUGUUAUGAAUUAAGGAUUUUUACAUUAAAAUACCCUUCUUGAAGUUGAUAAUAUGGUCAACAAGAAUAUUUAAUGCUAGAAAAACGUGUUUUAUUGUACUGUAACAUUACAUUUUCAGUGAAUUCUUCAAGACAAGUCAGUCUCAAAACAAAGUGAUCUGA